AGUCACUGAUAAUUAUUGCAGGGAGUAUAUGCCAGUGAAAUUCACAUUGUUUAUCUAAAGUUCAGCCGGAUCUUUAUUCCGUAAGAUAAAUUUCUCUUGCGGCGGCAUUUUGACAUGGCGAAGGAAUUGGACAAUGCGCAUCUUAUAGAACGCGAACUUGACAACAGAAUAUGUCUCAAUAUUCUGGCAUUGUUUGCAUUGAUUUUCUCAGCGACUUUUGUUGUUGUCACGACAUUAGCGUUUUUAAACAUACGUGAUAUUGAUGAUAGAGAUAAUGCCGUACGACUACAAAUUGAAAAGUUGCAAGAGAAACUACGCACAUACAGAAAGACUCGAGGACAACUUGUUGACGGUACGCACAAGUUCAUAGAAGAAAUUGCACAGGCUGCAGAAAAUGGUGCCGUGUUUGAAAUGGAUCAACAUGUGGACGAAAGCGCAGAAGACGAAAGAACUUCAAAGAAUGACGAUGCACAAGAACGCGGACGACGACAGCAAACCAACAUAUUUGAGGCUAUUCUUACAGCUCAGAGAGUUGUUUUCGAAAGGCAUUGUGUUAGUCACGACACACCGUGUCCCAAAGGUCGCAGAGGUGAGAAUGGUACAAUUGGAGAUGCAGGGUUGGGCGGAACAAAUGGAACUGAUGGUACAAAUGGAACAAAAGGGAUGGUGGGGGAUACCGGAAAUCCCGGAUUACGGGGAGAAAUAGGAUCCAAAGUACAAGGAGAUAGCGGGAUUAACGGGACAGACGGUUUGAUAGGCGAUACAGGAGCUUGGGGAGUAAACGGGCUUCCUGGUGUAAAUGGUUCGGCUGGUCAGAAAGGCUUGCAGGGAGACAUCGGCAUCAAGGGCCUGAUAGGAGAUACAGGAUUUUGGGGUGAAAACGGCACACAAGGUGUAAAUGGAACGAAAGGUCCUAUUGGUGAUCCAGGGCUAACUGGCAUGAAUGGCACCCAAGGAGAUACUGGCCCUAGAGGACAAGACGUGAAGAAAUUUGCUGACGACUGUCAGUGCUACAAAAAGCCCAUAUUCAAGAAUUCAAAUGACCAGACAGUUGUCGUUGGUAGUUCCGAUAAAAUGGUUAUACCCUGUGUUGGAGAGGGCAACCCUCCUCCAUCUGUCACACUACACAAACUGCCUCAGAAGAAUGGACGUAAACGCACCAUUACACAGUCAGGCAAUGUGUUUACAUUAGACAAGCCUUCUGACAGAGACUAUGGCCGUUAUGUUUGCACUGCGACCAACAUCUAUGGUACUGCAACCAAAGUCGUUACAGUGAGCAAACCAACUUCCGGCAAAUAAGAAGAGAUAUCCGUGCUGCUUUGUAUCAAUAAAAGCGAAAUCAA
This is a messenger RNA of Mercenaria mercenaria, 1343 nucleotides long. RefSeq names its product collagen alpha-1(IV) chain-like. The record is from RefSeq and is a predicted model, not a curated record. Lineage: Eukaryota; Metazoa; Mollusca; Bivalvia; Venerida; Veneridae. The coding region runs from base 115 to 1299 and encodes 394 amino acids. The transcript has 9 exons.